CUUGAGAGCUGGUGGCUUUGUAGCGUAGUCGGGCCGAGUGGACCCCUGGUUCACCGGCUCGUUGGUCCUCGCGUAUGCGUGACAUCAGGACUAUUAAAAAUUACGCGCCUUACGUAACAAUUCAAGCUGCAACCUCGUUGUUGAGCGUGUAGUCAUCCCUGAGAACAGGGGCAAGCUGCGCUGAGUAGCUGAGUUUGCUGACUGAACAAUCUAUUCCUUUGUCGCCCACUCCUGCCAUUAUAUACACAUACCAUACACUUGACUACAGCAAGAUAGACUACAUGGUGACAAGAGUCGCGGCCGCAAAGCGGCCAGCGUUUUGCCGAUUAGAAAGCUUAACAUAGAGCAAGGAUGAGGUGGAUAUUUCUCGGGCUCCUGGCCUUGUCGCUGGUGGUGCUGCGAGGCGAGCACGUCGCAGGAGAGUGCAAUUUUAAUGACGCCUCGCAAUGUACAGCGGUGCUUGUGAAGAAUGUCCUUGAGGCUUUUGCUACGGCGGGCUUGGCUGUACCAGCGGUGAAUGCCUCCGCGGAAAUCGGUUCAGCAGUCAGCAGCUUCACCAGCGCAUGCUUGGGGGUGCAGAACGUCCUCAGGGCGGUCCGCUUCCUGACGCCGAGCUCCAACGACGGCAUCUUGGCGAGCCAGGCGCAGGUGUUCACGCGGGCGACGGGCUUCAGAGCCGAGUUCAGCUCCCUGCUGCUCAGCCGCAUCGCCGAGGAGGUGGACUUCCAGCUGCAGACUAACGUGUCGUUGUACGACGCCUGGAUCCUGGACGUGCAGUCCGCCGAGGGCGCCAUGCGGGCACACGCCGUGGCGCUGCUGGACGAGCUGGUGGCGGCGGCGGCGACGGAGCAGGCGGAGCUGCUGGCAGCAGCCGCUGCCAAGGAGGCGGCGCGAGCGGCCAACGCCUCCGCUAACGCUUCGGCGGUCACCUCAGCAGCACCGGCGAAUGCAAGUGUCGCUGCAGCGAUGGCUGCAAACAGCACAGCGGGCUCCGGCAGCAGUGUCAGUGGCGGUGUGGAUAAUGCUGGGGGCGAUGUGGAGGCUGAGGUGGCGGAGCUGCGGGCGGCUGCGGAGCGGGCGGGCACAGCCGAUGAGGACGUGCACCCCUUCUACCGCACCCACGCGGCCUCCUACCUGGGCAACCGCACCGGGGUGGUGGUCAGCGGCUUCAUGCCGCUGCUAUACUGGCGUCGUGACAUCUUCGCGGCGCGGCUCAACCUGACACGGCCGCCCGCCACCUGGAGCGAGCUGCUGGACGUGGGCCGGCGGCUGCACGGCACCGACCUGAACGGCGACGGCCAGCCCGACCCCGCGCUGUGCUGGAGCAGCCCCGGCUGCAGCGACGUGGGCGUGCUGCUGGGGGCGCUGCUGGCCUCGCUCAUACAGCACACGGGCUCCUCCAGCGGCUGGCUGCUGUCGCCCGACUCGCUGUCGCCGCUGGCCGCCGGGCCGCCGCUGCACGCCGCCCUACAGCUGCUGGGGCUCAUGGGCGGAUUGGAGGCGGCGCCCGGCACCGCCGGCCCCGCCUACGCCGACGGCAGCACCUGCGCCCUGGCGCACGUGCGCUUCUUCGCCGGCAGCUGCGCCAUGAGCAUCAACUGGCCGACGCAGUUCAAGGUGGCACAGCUCCGGUUCCCGCGCCUGCGGGGGAACGUGGGCGUGGCGGCGCUGCCCGGGUCGCAGGUGGUGUGGGACCGCGAGGCGGGAGCCUGGAUCACCUGUGACAGCGCCGCCGCCGCCUGCCCCUUCGCAGACACCGUGCCAGCACUGCAGCUGCCGCAGCUGCUCAACGGCACUGACAACGUUGUUGCCAGCGGCAACGGCAGCAGCAGCAACAGCAGUGGCGCUGGCAGUGUGCGCGUGAACCGCGCGCCCUUCGUGGGCAUGUCGGCACUGGUGGGAGCGGUGGACGUGCGCACGCCCUCCAACUACCGCACUGCCGCCUUCAAGUUCUUCACGCAGCUGUCCUCCCCCAACGUUUCGUGGGCUCAGCUGCUGGACCCCACCAGCGCCAUCGGCCCCUUCCGCCUGCAGCACCUGGAUCCAGCCAGCAUGGGCCGCUGGCGGGCGGGCGGGUACGACAACACAGACCUGACGGACUUCCUGGGUGCCUGGCGCACCACCAUCGAGCACCCCAACGUGGCGCUGCUGCUGCGCAUGCCGGGUGCCGCGGGGCUACGUGACGCGCUGCAGUGGGCGGCGACGCAGGUGGUGGGGCUGGGCACCCCCAGUGGCGGCCUGGCGGCGGCGCCGGGGUCGGCCCUGGUGGCGGGCACGGGCGGCCCCGAACUGGCGGCGGCGGUGCAGGUGGCGGCGGCUGGAUUGGCCACGAGGCUGCGGGCGGCGCUGGACGCAGCGGGGCCACUGGAGCAGACGCAGCGCAUCUACUGGCGCACGCUCAACUACACGCCGCCCGCCGUCGCCGCCGCGCCGCCGCCCUCGCACGGCGGCAUCAGCGACGGCCAGCGCAUCACCAUCGCCGCGGUGGUCAGUGCGGUGGGCGCCGCGCUGUGUCUGGCGGCGGCGCUGGGCGGCUACGCCUGGUACCGGCGGCGGCAGGCGGCGCGUCACCGCACGCUAUUCGGCCGGAUGGUGGCGCCGGGCGCCUCGCCCGCCACGUGCCUGGUGGUCACGGACAUUGUGGACAGCACGCGGCUGUGGGAGUCGGUGCAGCAGCUGGCCAUGGCGCGGGCGGUGCAGCUGCACCACGACACGCUGAGGCAGCUGCUCAAGGAGACUGGGGGAUACGAGUCGGCCACCGAGGGGGACUCGUUCAUCCUGUCCUUCUACGGACCCGCGGACGCCGUGGCUUUCUGCCUGCGGGCGCAGGCGGCGCUGCUGGCCUGCACCUGGCCUGCUGAGCUGCUGCAGCAGGAGCUGUGCCGGCCCGUGUACGCAGUGGCCCGCUCCCUGGCGCCCACGCCGCCCGAACGCGGCCGCGGCGUGGUGCGCGGCGGGCUGCGGCCGCCGCGCCUUCCGCUGGGCGGCGGCGCCGCUGCCGCCCCCGCCGCCCCCUCCGUCCCCGCAGCAACCGAGCCGAACCUCAGCUUCGGGCGGCACAGCGGAACUCUGUUUGGGCCGCUGGCGCAGCUGGGGUCACAGGCUUCGGCGCUCAGUGGGGCAGGUGGCAGCGGCGCCGGUGGUGCUCUGAGCCUUGGCGGGCGCGUGCGGCUGGGCAGUACCGCGGGCGUGGCGGGCACCAGCACCUCACCCGCUGGCGAUGUUCUGGGCGGUGCGGUGACGUUGGCGGGCGUCGGUAGCGCUGCGGUGGCGGCGGCUGCGGGGGCCUCGGUCUCAUUGUAUAGAGGAGGCGGCGCCAGUCCAGGCACGGGCAUCCAGGACGGCGGCACGGGCGGCGCCACCGCAGGCAUGCUGACAGGGCUGGUGGUGUCCGAGCUGCAGGCGCCGCCGUCGGUGAUGGGCGCCGAGGGCGGUGCGGCUGGCGGCGCCAGUGGCGGCGGCGGCGGUGGUGGCGGCGGUGUAUCGUUGCCGUCGCCGCUAUUCGCGCUGCAGGCCCAGCAGCAGCACCAGCACCUCCUGCUGUACCAGCAGCAGCAGAUGCAGAUGCAGCGCCCGCCGGCGGCGGCUGCGGGGUCGCCGACAUCGCGGUGGUUCCAGCCGGCGGCGGCGGCCGUCAGCACCUCGCUGCGGCGGCUGCAGGCGGCCAUGCGGCCCGGCAGCAGCACCGGAAUGCCGGACCAGCCACACAGCGCCCGCAGCCAGCGCGCCGGCUCUAGCGGCGUCAUCAGCGCCUUCGCGGCGGCGGCGGGGAUGACCGCGAAUGCGCCGACUGGGCCGGCUGCGGCGGGCGACCCGAACAGUCCCGGCGGCGGUGUGUUGAACGCCAUCAUGCGGAGCGCCGGCAGCGUGACGGCGCUGCUGUCACGAGGCGGAAGCGGCGGCGCGGCCUCCCGUGCUGGGACCAGCCCCAGUCAGCCCGGGCGCAGGCUGCUGCAGACCAUUCAGCAUGGCGUCGGUCUUUCGUCUACCAGCUCGGCGCCGCAGCACCCCCUGCCGCUGCUGUCGCGCAGCACUAACCCGUCUUCAUGGGCGGCGGCUGCAACCGAUGUGUCGCCGCCGCACGUCCUCUCGCACUCGCAGUCACAGCUGCAGUCGCAGGUGCAGCUGCAAAUCCGCCAGCAGAGCCUCGCCAGCGGCGGCAGCAGCCGGCGCCCGGCGCCGCGUCAGGGUUCUCGACUGAACUACAUCAACAACACGCCGCGCACGAACAGCGGCAGCGCUGUCACCUUCCGCAGCAGCGGCGUCACGACAGCCGCUACGGUUGGCGGCGGUGGCGGGCCGGACUCGCCGGUUCGAUUCAGAAGCGAAGCAGCGGUGGCGGGUGGUCCGGUGUCCGGCGGCGCCGUGUCUGGUCUGCGGCACUUGAUCCGGACCGUGUCUGGUCUGAGCAGCGCCAGCAACAGCCGCCGCAGCCACGCGAUGCUGCAGCGCGCCGCCGGCGGCAGCGGUGACGUCGGCGAGUACCAGGCUGCGAGUCUUGCCGGCGCAGCCACCGUGGCGGGCCUGGUGUCGGGCCCGGGCGCCGUCGGCCUGGGCACCUGGUCGCCUGGCCGAGCGGCGGGGCUGUCACCAGAGCCGUCCGGGCUGGAUGAGAUUAUGUCCUCCACAGGUGAGGAACAGGCGGGCGCGGCAGCCGCCUCGACGAGUGCCGCAAGUCCCAUACCCGUGCCGCAGCGCCCCAGCGACUGCGUCCCCGCCGGUUCUGCCGCCGCGGCCGCAGCCAUCACCGACGCCCGCGGCGGCGGCGGCCGUGGCGGCGUCACGGCCACUAGCUUCGUGGUGUCUGGUGGCGGCGCGUCCGGCGGCACCGGCAGCGACACCCCGCUCGAUGAGCUCGGUAUGAUGUCUCUGGACCCAAGCCCUCGGGUCACCGACGCCGCCAUGAUUGCAGCCGACGACGACGGCGCCGCCGCCGCCGCCGCCGCCACCACGUCGCUCCUUGCCGCCGCCACCAUCGCCCGCGUCGCGGUGCGGCCUUUGGGCUUCCAUCCGGCGGCUGGGGCGGCGGCGGCGCGGGGCAGUAUGGCGGGUGAGAUGCCGCCGUCCCUCUCAAUGGGCAUGGCGGCGGCCCCCUCCGCCAGCACCAGCGGUGCCAUGUACGGCAGCGGCGCCGUGUCUGUGGCGGCGGCUGCUGGUGGCGGUGCUGCUACAGCUGCCGCCGAAGCCGCCGCUGCAACCACUGCCUGUGCGGUGUCCAAUACGGUGCGUGGCACGUCGGCAUCGGGUUCCAUGGACAUGAACUCGCGCCUGCCGCUUCCGCCGUAUGAAGACACACACGGCGGCGCCGUCUUGAGCGCCUUGUCACGUGCGGAGACGCGGCCGGACGGCAGUGGUGACGGCGCCGGGCUGCACACAUACUCCCCUGCCACUUCGCCCUCCCAGGCCAACGCCAUCACCGGCCCCAGCCCAACGCCGCUGACGCUCCAGGGCGCCGCCUGCCCGCCGGAGCCCCAUGCCCUUGCCGAUGCGGGCGCUGGCGCCAGCACACGCACUGCGGCGCUGUCGGUUUUCGACUCCACCGCAGCGCCAGCAGCAGCAGCAGCAAGCGGUGCUGCGGCGACCACUGGAGCUGUCUCGCUGUCUCACGCGCAGGCAGGGAUGCAGCGCGCGGAGUCCGACCUGCUGCGCUUCCCAGCCGCAGGCUACAGCGUAGGCUACAGCGCUGCCGCGGGCUACGGCUCAGUUUACGGCGGCGGCAGCGGCGGUGGCUACGACCGCGGCGGCACUGCGGACCAGCUGGUCCUGACCACCGCCAACAUGGGCGCCUUUGACGGCGCCACAGGCAGCUGCGCUAUGAGCGCCGCCUUUGCGCUCGUGACCGGGCAGGCCGGCGGCGGCGGCGGCGGCGGCGGUGUCAUGGGCACCAUGGAACUGGGGUCGGACCUGCAGGAGCCUGCUGGCGCAUCGCCGACCAGUGUGGGAGGCGCGGCGUACGUGUCUCGGGCCAGCGGCACACCGGGUGGCGGCGGCGGGCUGCUGCCCAUGACCUUCCGGCGCAGCUCCACACAGGUGCAAGAGGCGGUGGGCCUGGGCGGCGGCGGCGGCGGCGGCUGGGCUGCAGGGCUGCUGCCGAGCGGCCCAGUCAUGACUGAGACCCUGGACACCAGCAGCUAUGCGCUACAGCCCUUCAGUGUCGCGAGCCUGGGCGCCGCCGCCACCGCAGCCGCCACCGCCGCCAUGGGCCCCGGCCGCAGCAUGACCCUGGCCGAGUACUACGGCCAAAUCUACAAGGUGCUACAGCCGCAGCAGCAGCAGCCGCAGCAGCAGCAGCCGCAGCAGCAGCAGCCGCAGCAGCAACAGUCGCGACAGGGGUCGCAGCAGCUGCAGUCGCAGCAGCAGCUCUCGCCGCACAGCGGGAACACGGUGGCCUCACAGCGCAGCGCUCUGGCUGCCUCCACGCCCGUGCCCUCGCCGCAGGGCAGGCAGGCAGCUGGCGGCGCAGCGGAGACAGAGGGCUGGUCCCAGCAGCAGCAGCAGCAGCAGCAGCAGGCUCUGCCGGCGGGCGCAAUCCUGAUGUUCUGCGGGCUCCAAGUGCGCAUGGGCGUGCACGCGGGUGUGGAGCCGACCGAGGUGUCGUACAACCGGGUGGCGGGCCGCACGCAGUACAGCGGUACGGCACUGCAGUUCGCCAAGGUGGUGUGCGACGCCGCGCAGGGCGGCAUGGUGCUCCUCAGCGCCACCGCGCACGAGCAGCUCAACAAGGCGGGCGGCGCAGGCGGCGGCGGCCUAGGUGGUGGCGGUGGCGGCGGCUGCGGUGUGCCCCUGGUCCUGGACAUGGGCAGUCAUGUGGUCACGACCAGGCCUGAGCCAGUGCAGCUGUACAUGGCCGCCAGCCGCGGCCUGCUGUGCCGCGUGCCCGCCCUGGGCCCGGUGCGCAGCCGCGAGCAGCUAGGCGCGGGCGUGCUGUGUGCGCCGCUGGGCUGUGUGGCGCUGGGCGUCCUGGUGGUGGCGGGGCUGCCUACAUUGCAGGCCUGGGACAAGGCGGUGACGGAGGAGGCUCUGGACACGUUCCGGCGGGUGGUGGUGACGGUGGCUCUGAGGCAGCUGGGCGGGCAGCUGGUGGAGGAGGGGCCGGGCAGGGUGCUGGCGGCCUUUUGCAGCGCAGCCUCGGCCGUCAGGUGGGCUGCCUCCUGCGAGGCGCUGCUCAAGGCCGCGGACUGGAGUGAGGCGCUGCUGGCGCACGAGCUGUGUGAGGAGGUGGCGGGGCCGGUGCUGCUGGACCCGAACAUGGAGGGCCCGGUGGCGUCAGCGCACGACGACGCGGCGCGCUGCCUGUUCCGCGGCCUGCGGGUGCGCGGCGCCGUGGACGUGGCGCGUGUCAAGGCCGAGCUGCUGCCCGCCACGGGCCGCCUGGCCUACAGGGGGGCGCUGGCAGGCAAUGUGGGCCGCAUGGCCGCCUUCGUGUCGGUGGGGCAGGUCGUCUGCACCGGCCGCGCCUGGCGCUGCUACCAGGCCGCAACCGAGCUCGCCGCACUCACCGAGGCCGCCGCGGCCGCAGCAGCAGCAGCCACCGGCGGCCUGCAGCCCGCCAGCUCCAGCCUGCCGCCGCCGCCGCUGCCCGUGCUGGGCGCCUCCCUGGGCCUGCACUCCAUCCGCGGCGUGGGUGACAAGUUGGAGCUGUGGAGCUUGCGGCUGGGCGGCAGCGCGGUCGAGUACUUUGACUCCAUGUCUGUCAUGGGCACACGGCAGCGGGACGAGAUCGCGGCGGCCGCGGCGCAGGGGCUUCUGGGGCCGGGGCCGGGGCGGCCGGCGCGCGCCACGGCUGACGCGCAGGCGCAGCUGAUGAUGCUGCAGAAGGCGCGGGAGAGCACGGCGGCGGCGGCGGGUGCUGGCGUUGUGCAGCGGACGCCUGACACGGCGAGUACGGUGCAGCUGCAGCUGCAGCUGGCGGGCUCGGGCUCGGGGCUGCCUGUUUGGGAGGUAGCGCCGGAGGAUUUGCGCGGCAUGAUGGUGGAGUGAUGGCGGGGGCCCGCUGCAGGAGUGGUGGCAGGCGCCGUGUGCGCAUUGUGGACGAUGGUGGGGACGCCUGCGGUGGCCCCUGGGUAUGUGGGACUGCAGGGGUACGAAUGAGGACGCGCAUCGCGGGCGCGUGCACCGUCCCUGUUGCUACGCAGCGGCGGGUUGGAGCAAGCCCCGAGGGCACCAACAGCUGCAAGUGCGGCGUGGCAGGCAUCCAGUGGCUCGUGUGACGCAUGGCCGCAAGGGCCUGUGGAUAGGGGUCAUGUGCAAGCGCGGUGCCCAGGGAUUGCGCAUGUGCGUGUGCAUAUGCGCAUUCUGGGCGUAUUACGGGGUAUUGACCGUUGGGUGAUUGACGCUUGGAGAAGCGCAUUGAUACACUGUGGCCGUAUGGGCAAACCGGCGUAUGGUUCUCCUACACGCGACCGUUGGACACUCAAGGGUUGUGGGAGGUGGGAGUGUGAUACUGUUGGGGCGUAUCGCGUGGACUGUCCAAUAACACCAUUGUAUCCUGUGGUGACAAGGCUGGGGAGUGCUGCUAUGGAGAAAGCGGCAUUGUCGAGUAUGCACUGGGUGUGAUGUGCAUUUCCACCGCGGCAUGCCUGCUUGGUGAUUGCGUUGGAUAAGUUAUGCCGCAACACCCUGCAUUUGCUUUACACACAUCGCCAUCACCACUUGGUAAAUUGCAACUUCAAUGCAUAUGCCCUGCACGGGCAAGCACUAGGCGCUGAGUUACGGUACGUUUAUCAGCUUCGCACAAACGUGGAUGCCGUACGGCACACUAUUGCAUCAUAAGCAUUGCUUCACUUUUGCAGUCAGUGAUAUCUGCUGGCUCCCCGCCGCAUGUCCCGAUUCCCCCUCCCAGCCGCCAGAAACACGGCCGGGUGCGGGGCUGGAUCCAGACGGGUGCUGACUAGAGUGCCCAAUGAUGUCGGUGCGGUAUGUGAAUUGCGGAAGUCUGAGCACCUCAGCAUCACAUGCUGUCUCUUCCUGAUUUGCGAGAAAAUCCUUCAGCGACGGUUGUUAUUUGCCAUGGCAUUUGGCGGAUACCCGGGUGCAACUGAACCAUCACAAUCAUGUGGGUGCCGCAGCGUGUAUACCAUGAGCGGAGAGCCACCCUUCUUGUCUGCGACGGAACUUGACAGUUGAAGACUGACGACGAAUCGCUGCGGGUAGUCACGUCAGUGGUCUGUUAUGACGCGGGUAUGAUGCGGGGUACGGAAUUAUGAAUCGCACCAAAUGCACGUGCACAUGCAGUUUGGCGGAGAUGGUUGUGGGUGUGGGUUGAUCAGCGCUGGGGCCACUGGGGGUCGCGGCAUGGCGGCAUGGCCAGACUGCCAGUACUUGAAGUUGAAGCCAGGCACGGGUGCUGGCACAGCCCGUGAGCCACGCAAGAGCAUGGUUGGCCAUGUGUGCGGGAGGUAGGGCUGGCAGGGUCGUGCCGUAUGUGUUGCACGUGAGUGCACACCUGUGCACAGGGGAAAGCGCAAGAGGUUUUAAUCAAUUCCAGGCUCAAAAUCAAAUCAACGAUGACCGUGUACCGUGGCUCACUCCCCAAAGCGGGGCACACUUUGGCUGCUUGCGGCUGCUCUUCCUGUGGAGUUGUGGAUGCAACCCGGCUAACGUUGUCGGUGUGCGUGUGCCGACCUCGUGGACCCGCGCCGCGGCGUGCCCGUGGAUGCAACUCGGGUACCAAGUCAGAUGCAUGGUGCCAUGGAUGGGUAUUCAUUGUUCGGGGGUUACAACGAAUGCGUACCGGAUGAGCAUGAGCUAGAGUGCAUGACACAGAACAGUGAGUGAUUCGCAGCCGGCGAAUGCUCCGUGGUACCGUGUCGACUGCUACAGUCAGCACUGCGGCCUAUGUGGCUUCGUCGCGUCUGAGUUCUGGAUACGGCAGGGACGCACGGUUACAUGCAUGGCAAUGCCGUCGUUGUAAUCCGGAGCUGAGGUUAAGAGGUGUGCGAUGGGACAGGGUUUAGGCAGGUUGGCGAGGUCCCGCAGGGUGCUGAGGUUGAGAGGUGGGGUUUAUGCAUUGUGACGCCGACUGAGGGGUUCGUGUGGGUGGCACCAGGACGGCAUCCAUCGGCUGCGUGGACAGGUCGCCUGCACAUGCAUGGACGUUGGACAACGGAGGUAUCUGCGUGUGCUGUCAGGGCCUGUGAAGUGAGUCAACAAUA
Molecule: messenger RNA, 10154 nt
Organism: Chlamydomonas reinhardtii
Lineage: Eukaryota; Viridiplantae; Chlorophyta; Chlorophyceae; Chlamydomonadales; Chlamydomonadaceae
Exons: 22
Coding region: 352-7980 (2542 amino acids)
Biological process (GO): intracellular signal transduction; cyclic nucleotide biosynthetic process; response to starvation
Cellular component (GO): nucleus
Molecular function (GO): DNA-binding transcription factor activity, RNA polymerase II-specific; cis-regulatory region sequence-specific DNA binding
Source: RefSeq, a predicted model, not a curated record